This is a messenger RNA of Aedes albopictus (Asian tiger mosquito), 3501 nucleotides long. It is a transcript of the gene Pcyt2, whose product is annotated as choline-phosphate cytidylyltransferase B. Lineage: Eukaryota; Metazoa; Arthropoda; Insecta; Diptera; Culicidae. Bases 637 to 1746 code for a protein of 369 amino acids. The record is from RefSeq and is a predicted model, not a curated record. Gene Ontology annotation, biological process: CDP-choline pathway. The transcript has 4 exons. Gene Ontology annotation, molecular function: choline-phosphate cytidylyltransferase activity; phosphatidylcholine binding.
CGAUUCUCUCUCGCAGCGCUCCUUCCAUUCAGUUCUUGCUUUGCUGUGGUCCGGUUCGGUUGUGAAAACUAAUACCUUGCGGAAGGAAAACGCUCCUAAGGUCUAGAGGUGGUUGUGGUUCGGUUUCGGUUAAGUCAACGCUCUUGUUCCGUAGCUUCCGAUCCGGGGCGUUGGAAGUUAGUACCCGGGAGUGAGUGAACUUACGCGAUAUAGACAUACCGUGCGCUGGUGGCAUCAAGGGGUAGGACACGUGGCGCGCAACCAAAAUUUGAGGAUUAUUUUCGAGGAAUCGAAACUAUCUGAAUAACUCAUGAUCCAAGUGCACCGUGGUGAUAUUAGAGGGUGACAUUUUGUUCGUAGUUCGUUCAUACCCUCCACGAAAUCGACUUUGCCGAUUUUUGUCGUGAGUGCUGAAUUAAUAAGUGCAACUCGAGCAAGACAAAACGGAACGGAACGUUUCGCAUUUCGCAUUUUCGGGGGAAGUUCCUAUAUAUUUUUAUAACGGAUUUCGGCCGGUUGCGCUCUAGUAGUGACGUGAAGCGCAAAGUAUAGCGCAAAACAAAAAGAAGUGUGUGCAAAAAAGUUACUUGGGAAUAAGUGAAACCAGCGACGACGUCGACGACACAGGAGGAAAUCAUGGCACCAAACAUUGUCGAGCCAAGCGCACCAAUAAAGACUUCCCUCAACGAUAUGGAUACAAUCUGCAAACCGGCCCCCUUCUCCGACGAACUGGAUGCCGUUGCCGAGCGGGACCGAUGCGACUACACACAGAAGAUCACCUACCAAAUGGCCAGAUCCGGCACGGCCCCGCGGAGGAUUCGCGUCUACGCCGACGGUAUCUACGAUCUGUUCCACCAGGGCCACGCCCGGCAACUGAUGCAGGCCAAGAAUGUGUUUCGCAACGUGUAUCUGAUUGUCGGCGUGUGCAGCGAUGAGCUAACGCACAGCAGGAAGGGCCGCACCGUCAUGAACGACGACGAACGUUACGAGGCGGUCCGGCACUGUCGCUACGUGGAUGAGAUCGUCCGCGAUGCCCCCUGGGAGCUGGACGACGAGUUCCUCGACAAGCACAAGAUCGACUUCGUGGCCCACGAUGAGAUCCCGUACAGCUCGGACGACUGCAACGAUGUGUACGCCAACAUCAAAGCCCGCGGCAUGUUCGUGGCCACCGAGCGCACCGAAGGCGUCAGCACGUCGGACAUCGUGGCCCGGAUCGUCAAGGACUACGACAUCUACGUGCGGCGCAACCUGGCCCGUGGCUACACGGCCAAGGAGCUGAACGUGUCGUUCCUGUCGGAGAAGAAGUUCCGCUUCCAGAACAAAAUGGACGAACUGAAGGACAAGGUGAAGAAGGGCAAGGGGGACAUCAUUAGCAAGUGGGAAGAGAAAUCCACCGAUUUCAUCCGGACGUUCCUGCUGAUGUUCGGUAAGGACAGUCGAAUCUCAAACUUCUGGUCCGAUUCGAAGCGGAAGCUCACGUCGGCGCUGAGCCCGCCCGGAAGUCCCAACGGUGGUAGCGAGUACGGCGACGAAGAGGGAGACAGCCCGGAUUCGGUGCUGGACUCGCCACCGAUGAAGCGCUCGAAUCUGAUCAGAUCUGCCAGCGGACUCGGUCUGUCGGCGAGGAAUCACCUCUCGGAAACGGAAGACGACGAGGAGGAAGAAGAGGAGGAGGAGUUUGUCGAUUCACGUUCGCGACCCGCUUCCAACUACAGUUUGGCGGCGAUAGCCAACGGUCAGCACUAGGAGGGUGGUGCGUUCAGUGUGAGUGUCUGAGAUUGAGAUAAUUUUGGGUUGUUUGGGCAUUCGCUUUUCUUUCAAGCAAGGAACGGACUGGGUCUUGAAACCGACUAAGGUGAAGAAUGCGCAGAUUUGUUUGAUGAGAGCGAACGCAGUAACGACUGAGACUGAUGAUGCUUGUAUGUGUGCGUGAGAAUGCAAUCGAGGUAUGCGUAGCUAAAUUUCCUGCAUAUUAUUACAUAUUUAUUUAAUUAUAGUCGCAUGUUUAGAGAAGGUUUUGUUUCUUCCUUUCAAUAGCAGGUUUCUUUUGUGUUGCAAACAUUAUCCGUUUUAAUUAGCUUUUCAUUUCACUCAAAUAUAAAUUUUAUCUAGGCCUUUAGUGUUAAAACUACCUAAAAGUACAUCGAAUUGGCAUACUUAUUCUAAAUUGUUUAAUUUUCUUCGUCAAAAUGCUAACAUAAUGGUCUAAAUAACUCCUUUUCUACGUUAGGUAGCUCAGGGAUGUUACAAUACCGAAUUGGAUUCGAUAAAUAAGGCUGUUUCAUUUUAUAAUUUUAACGAGCAAAUCAGUCCACAGUGGUCAAGGACAGGCAUCCUGUUAUUGUCCACUGUGUGAUUGUUUUGCUGAGUAAGGGAUGGUAUAUAUGCGAGAGUAUCCAGGUGCUGAUCGGCAGAUUUUUUGAAGCGAAGUUUUUAGCAAGAAUUUGAACCAAAGUUUUUGGAAUGGCGGCCAAUGGUUUUAUACAUACACAUUUGGCGCGAUCUGAUGGCAACGAACGGUGGUAGGUGAAUACUAUUUCCAAGACGACUUUGAGCAGAACAUUCCAGUGAAAUUUCUCGAACGCGUAAUUUAAUACCCUUGGAACUAAAAUGACAUUCAAAUUUAACUUCCUUCUCAUAAGCAAUCUAAUGUUAUUUAAAACACCUAAACAACAAACGUUUAAAACAAUUAGUGCUUUUCCCUUCUAUACCUGUAGCUUUGCGAAGACGUCUUUUACACAAACUGUUGGUUGUCUACUAAAUGUAAACUCCCCCGUAAUUUUCCGGUUGAUAGAUAUUUGCGAGAGUUGCCUUUAAACUAUUGAACAAUGGGAGCGAACCCAUUUGACAUGAAUGCUGUUUGACCUAGUGCAAGCGCAUUUAUGUCUUUUGGGGUUCUUCCCAAAAACAAAUACCAUUUCCUAAGAUCUAGAGAGCUUGAAUACAGCAAACGUGUGUGGUCUAUGCCGCUUCGAGCAACCAACCGGAUUUCCAAAGAAUGCAGAUAAAAGAUUCUCAAACAAAGAGGGAACGCGUGUAGUUGAAAGCACACAGAAGAGAGAACGCAAUACAUCGCAGUACCCACUAAACUAAUAGUUAACGCGCACCUUAGUGCUAUUUAUUGGAAUGGUCAAUAUACUUUUUUUCCUGGUAGUUGGUGGAAGCUGGUCGGCUCCGGCUCUAAGGAUAUGAUUCGUAACAUAUACAAUAUAUAUAUUAUCUGGAAUAGUAUAUAAGGCGUCAUGUUUGUUGAAUGUACCGACCGACGAGAGGCAGAUUUACCUAAACUAUGCAGAAAAAAUGAUGGAACUACCUAUGAAUAAUAUUGUAUUGGCGCAAAUUCAGUUGCCAGUUUUUAGAAGCUACCAGUAGGCAGUACAUAGUAGGUUGUUUACAUUGGAAACAUUUAAUAACUUAUUCACCAAAUUAAAAACAGAACGAAAAAUGCAAAGAAAACCAUGGAAUAAAUACAUUGAAAGUAAAAUAAUCAUGUUAUACACA